Molecule: messenger RNA, 516 nt
Organism: Sycon ciliatum
Lineage: Eukaryota; Metazoa; Porifera; Calcarea; Leucosolenida; Sycettidae
Product: myosin heavy chain, embryonic smooth muscle isoform-like
Exons: 5
Coding region: 1-516 (171 amino acids)
Cellular component (GO): bicellular tight junction; myosin complex
Source: RefSeq, a predicted model, not a curated record
AUGUCGGCCGAUAGAGCCCGACGUAACGCCGAGGCAGAGCGUGAUGAGCUGUACGACGAGGCACGCGGUAACAAUCCACGCCUGCAGUCGCUGAGCGAGGAGAAGAGAAAGCUAGAGCAGGCUAUUGUGCAACUGGAGGAAGACUUGGAGGAAGAACAAGCCAACACAGAAAUGUACAUGGAGAAGUCCAGGAAGUCACAGUCUCUGACCAAGGAUCUCAAGUCGAAAUUGGAAUCUGCGGAGAAUGAGCGUGGCUCACGUCUGAAGGGUCAAGUGCGCUCACUAGAGAUGAAGAUCUCCACACUGGAGGAGCAGAUAGAAGUAGAAUCGCGCGAAAAGCAUAGCCUUCAGAAGACAAACCGUCGCUUGGAUCGCAAGAACAAGGACCUGAUUGGUCAGGUGGAGGAGGAGCGUCGGCGUGGCGAUCAGCUUCAUGAGCACAAUGACAAGUUGUCACUUCGAAUGAAGGCACUCAAGCGUCAGUUGGAUGAAGCGCAUACUGCUCCAACCCCGUGA